GUGUGCUGGCGCUGUGGACCCUGAUCACUCACGUCAUGUACCUGCAGGACUACUGGAGGACCUGGCUGAAGGGCCUCAAGUUCUUCUUCUUCAUCGGAGUCUUCUUCUCUCUGUUAGCGGUUGUGGCCUUCAUCAGUUUCCUGUCUAUUGCCAUCCACAACAAAGAGUCCCUGACGGACCCCAGGAGUCUCUACCUGUCCUGUGUGUGGAGCUUCAUGAGCCUCAAGUGGGCCUUCCUGCUUUCCUUGUCCGCCCACCGCUACCGCCAAGAGUUCGCCGACAUCAGCAUCCUCAGUGACUUCUAAGGACACUAAAACAUCCCGCACUGACUACACAAACUUUAUAGAACAGCCUGAGAGUCUGAAAGGCCAUGGAGGAGACUUUCGGAGGAAUCAGAGGAGAGUUUUAUCUGAUUCUGGUAACUCUCCUGCCUUCUUGCCCCAAACCUCCUCCUUUUUUUAAAUAUCGGUGAAGGAUUUGUUGCUGACUUGGCCACAAACAAACCCAGCCCUAUUUUUUAGGAUCACUGAUGGAUUUUAAAUGGAGAGAAUAAUUGCGCUGUAACUCUUAGUGUUGCAGUUUGUGCUGUAGCCACUAGAGGGAGCCAUCCUUUCAACAGUUAAGCGCCAUGUUCAGUGUGCGCUUGACAUCCCAAAUUACAUUGUGUUAUAUUGAAUUUUUCUCAUUCAAUAAAUGAUGAAGAGCUGCACAAGUUGCACACGCAGCAGUUCAAUUAUGUAAUCUGCAUAUUAUAAUGCAUUUGAUGAAAUCAUGAUGUACAUCCAAACCCUGCUUUAACAAAGUGUAUCGAGGUCUUGCAGUGGGCAGGUCACCCAUAAUACUGCAGCAUCUACAUGAAUGCUUUCAUUUUAUAAGCACCACAUUUCCUGAUUUAUAUAAUAUUGAACCAUGAAUGGGCAUUUUUUAUGUAAAGAAUGAUUUUUCUAUUAUUUGUAUCGGUGUGAAAAACAAGGCUGAGUGUGAAGUCAGGCCUUCGUUAUGGCUUUAAUUCACAGCAUAAGCAACACCACUAAUGCUCAUGCAUGUUGCUUCACAUUUUAUUUUCUUCAUCUGAACCACUUAUAUAGACAUUUAUAUUGUUGCUUUAUGAGAUUAUGUUUCUUUUAUUUGUCUACACCCCCGUGUUAAAAAAUGAAGAAAGACAUUGUGUAUCCACAUCACUGAACGUAUGAGUGUGUGUUUGUAUAAUGAGUGUCUGAUAGUUAUUAAAAUGUGUUUUUUGA
Notothenia coriiceps (black rockcod) is the source of this 1244-nucleotide messenger RNA. RefSeq names its product heme transporter hrg1-A-like. NCBI's taxonomy places the organism in Eukaryota, Metazoa, Chordata, Actinopteri, Perciformes, Nototheniidae. Gene Ontology annotation, cellular component: plasma membrane; lysosomal membrane. Gene Ontology annotation, molecular function: heme transmembrane transporter activity; heme binding. The transcript is spliced from 2 exons. The annotation marks the transcript as partial. The record is from RefSeq and is a predicted model, not a curated record. Gene Ontology annotation, biological process: heme transport.